Molecule: messenger RNA, 2034 nt
Organism: Setaria italica (foxtail millet)
Lineage: Eukaryota; Viridiplantae; Streptophyta; Magnoliopsida; Poales; Poaceae
Product: protein WVD2-like 4
Exons: 9
Coding region: 300-1679 (459 amino acids)
Molecular function (GO): microtubule binding
Source: RefSeq, a predicted model, not a curated record
AACUCCUCCUCCGUCUCUCCCGCCCCGCUGCCAGCCAGCCCGGCACCAUCAGUGGGUGGGUGGGUGUGGCCUGGUGGUUGCCUCCGCCCUCUCCCUCCCCCUCCACUCCCCAGCGGCGAUGGCGCCCGCGCUCCCGCACUGCUGAGCCCCCCCGCGCCCCGCCUUCCUUCCGCCCGCGCCGUGGUAGGCUGGCUGGCUGGUAGGUAGGUAGGCGGUCGCAGGCGGGUGGCUGGCUGCGGCGCGCAGCGGGCGAUCCGGGGCAGGAUCUCGGGGGCGCGGAUCUGCGCGCGCGGCCGGCGAUGGAGGACGGAGAUGCUGCCGCCGCCGCCGCGGCGGUGGAGAAUGGCGCGGUGGAAGCGGCGGAGGGCUACGUCGUCGUCACGGCGGCGGCUGACGGGGAGCCCGCCGGCGAUCGGGAGGAUCACUCCGCCGUGCAAGAGGCGGCGGAGGGCGGAUCUGAGGCCGCCAGCGCGGCGGUACCGCUGGCCGAGGAUGCGGCGCCGGCAACGGCCAAGGCGCCGGCCAAGAAGGCUGGAUCCGGGGACGCCGCCGUGGCGCGGAAGGGGAAGCUGCCCAACGGCAGGGUGCCCGCCGCCGCGGCCAAGGGGAAGAAGCCCGGGGUCCUCUCGCAGAGUGCCUCGUUCCCGGCGCGGGGGCCGAGCGGCGGCGCCAAGAAGGCCGCGGCCGCAGCGGCGGUGGCUACCACGCCCAAGCAAGCCAAGGCUGCCGUGGCCAACGGAUCAGAGGCGGCGUCAGGACGGGCAGCGGAGAAGAAGGCGAAUUCGGCACGAACGCCUGUUGUCGCUCGCCGGGCGAUGCCCGUCAAGUCUGGAUCAGUGGAUGCGGCCGCGCCAAAUGAUGCAACUCCUGCAGUCCAAGAGUCACAUGAGAACACCGCCAAACCAUUGAAACAAGUGCAGCCAGGAAAAACAGAGGACGAUGUGCGCUCCACCACAUCAAGUACCAAUACUCCCCGUGCAGCAGCUCGCAAGAUUGCCGCCGCUGCCUUCAGUUUCAGAUUGGAGCAGCGUGCUGAGAAGCGAAAGGAGUUCUUCCAAAAGCUUGAAGAAAAAAUCCAUGCAAAGGAGCUUGAACAAACAAAUUUGCAGGAAAAAUCUAAGGAGAGUCAAGAAGCUGAGAUCAAACUGCUGAGGAAGAGCCUGACAUUUAAAGCUACACCUAUGCCAAGCUUUUACAAGGAGCAGCCACCUAAAGUUGAGCUGAAAAAGAUUCCCCCAACACGUGCGAGGUCACCAAAGCUUGGGCGGCACAAGCCAACCAAUUCUGCUACUGCUGCUUCUGCAGAUGGUUCUGUAUCAUGUGAGAGUCCACGGAGCACUGCAAAUUCUGCCAGGGUAAAUGAAGUUGCGGAAAACAACAAACCUCGGGCUCCUGCUAGAAAACCUGUCCAGAGAUCAGUCACGAAAACUACAUCCCAAGUGUCUGGGACUGCAAAGGCUGAACCAAGACCUAUGGUUACAAAACCAAAAACCUCAAACUCGAAAUCUAAGGUUUCAAGGGCAAAGGCUGCGCAAGUGCAAGACAACCCAGUUGAAGUCCCCCCUACACAACCUUCUGCUCCAGAAGAGCUCACUGUCGAACAUGGCGUUGGAGAAGCAACAGGACCUGAUCUGGCUGCCCCAUUGGUCGCUUCGAAUGAAGUCCCAGUCCAUGGUUGAUCGGGUCGUGCAUUUUGCCUAUUUAUUUCCUUCUUGCAGUUCUGUGAAUAGUCAGGGUGUGUGCUUCAUUGAAAGUUGAAUCUCUCAAAGUGUCGAGUCAUGGGGUUAUCGUUUCCUGAGUAGACAUCCAUUUUUUUCAGCUUGUCAUUGAGCAUGCCAUGUAUAUUGCUUGAUAUUUUGUUCAUGUUUACAUUUCCCAAUCUUGUGUAUAUUUGAUUUGUAUGUCGUUGGAUAUCCUAGGAUUGUUGCAAUACAUUAAUGCAACUUGUAGAUUCAUUUUGUGGUAUGAGGUCGUAUUACUUGGAAUUGUUUGCCCUUUUUCUGUAAUAAUUUUGUUGGCCUCUUGUUGGUUUUA